Paracoccidioides brasiliensis Pb18 is the source of this 1485-nucleotide messenger RNA. RefSeq lists its product as uncharacterized. The transcript is spliced from 7 exons. Gene Ontology annotation, cellular component: plasma membrane. Gene Ontology annotation, molecular function: ferric-chelate reductase activity. The coding region runs from base 1 to 1485 and encodes 494 amino acids. Gene Ontology annotation, biological process: iron ion transport; intracellular iron ion homeostasis; copper ion import. The record is from RefSeq and is a predicted model, not a curated record.
AUGUUUUAUGGUCAGGGCCACGCUGUGAAAACCGUGGCCCCUUCAGAUGGUCGCGCGACCGAAGUCAGUGGAAUCUCGAAGAAGAGGCUGCUGUCGGAUGAUGACAUGUCCAGUUCAGAUUGCACCAUGUCCUAUAUGGGCACCAUCGCCCGGGUGAUUGUACUCCGAGUGAGUGUUAUGGAUGCUACAGAAAUCUAUGCGAUCGCCGCUGGCGGCACCUUUGCCCUUCUCGUCGUGGCCAGAUUUCUAUCACACCUCACGCGCCUGAAAAGCAUCGUCAGCGUGCUGAUAGCAAAGCAUCUCACUUACCCCCUGUCGGCUGUAGACGCUGGUCGUCGAGCGGGGACACUGUCGCUGAUCAACAUGAUAUUCCUCUUUAUUUGGUUGCACCUCAGCUUUGUCGCUGAUCUUCUUGGGAUAUCAUUACGGAGAUGUCGAGGUUCUCAUCGCGCUGCAGGUUGGAUGGUGAUGGCCCUCUCAGCAACUCACGCUGUCCUGAUGAGUGGCAGGACUCCUUUUCCUCUGCGUGAUGUUAGGCAACCUCUUCGCACUCAUCGUACCUCUCUGGUGACUCUUUUCCUACAGUCCGUGCUCUUCCUCUACCGAAAUGGUGUCUUCACAUCCCGCGGCUGCCCUCGAGCAUUGGUCACUUGCCUUGUGAGAGGCGACGAUAGCGACUCCGAUGAUCGUUGCACCAAACCCAUCAAGAUCCGUGUUGCCCUGUCCAGGCCGCUGAGGGUCCGUCCCGGACAGUACAUAAAUCUGUGGAUGAGGUCCGUGAGCUGGUGGUCAUGGGCACAGAGCCAUCCCUUUACGGUGAUGUCUUGGUCUCCCGUCGAGCAGAGCGCUCUGGAUCUUUUUAUACAGCCUCGCCAUGAUCUCACGGCGGAUUUGCUUCGACACGUGGAAGUGGGCCACGGGGUUUCCUUGUCUUUUCCCGCAUUGGUCAGCGGGCCCCACGGUACCAGUGAAUCUACAGGGCAAUAUGAAACGGUCCUGGCAGUGGCCAGCGAUUUUGGUGUUGCCCCGGUUAUUCCGUAUCUCAAGCAGCUGGUCCAUAGCUACAAUACAAGUACUUCUCGAACACGUCGGGUGCACUUCGUGUGGCAACUGCGUACCCUGGAUACUGCGAUUGCCGUACAGCCCUGGCUCAACGAGUUGCUGCAGGAUGGCGUCCUGGAUGAAGGCUAUAUCCUGACCAUCUCGAUCUACGUGGAAUUCGGCCAGAUCACAGGCGACCGAAUGCCAUUUGGGGGACACGAACGUGCUUUUGUCUACAAGGGCUCGGCAGACUUGCAGGAUAUUCUGCAGACCGAGGCGUCCGGUGAACGUAUCAAGCGGCUAACUGACGUUCAGGAAGAGCGAGGGGACGUGCUUGUGAUGGUUUCUGCUUCAGCCGAAUUGCGGGAUCGUCUGCGAGAUAUUGUCAGAGGCUAUCUGUAUGACAACGUAAGGAUGUUGGAGCUUGAAUUUCAACCGGAUUGA